Molecule: messenger RNA, 2677 nt
Organism: Anolis carolinensis (green anole)
Lineage: Eukaryota; Metazoa; Chordata; Lepidosauria; Squamata; Anolidae
Exons: 2
Coding region: 1-2115 (704 amino acids)
Molecular function (GO): RNA-DNA hybrid ribonuclease activity; nucleic acid binding
Source: RefSeq, a predicted model, not a curated record
AUGGCUUUGGAACUGCCUAUGGAGGAAGAGUGGAGAUUGUACUCUGUAUUGGAAGAAAGAACUGACUGGGAAGCAUUCAAUGUCCCAGAGGUGUGGGCAGAAGACAACCCUCCGGGGUUGGCAAAGGAUGUUCCACCAGUUAUAAUUGAAUUAAAGCCCUUCGCCAACCCGGUGGCAAUCCGACAGUAUCGGCUCCCUCGGGAGGCGAUCGUCGGAAUUGCGGCCUAUUUGGUGAAGUUGGAAAAAUAUGGAAUACUGGUUCCUUGCCAGUCCCCAUGGAACACACCCUUGUUGCCAAUCAGGAAACCGGACGGGUCCUAUCGCCCUGUGCAGGAUUUGAGAGCUGUAAAUAAAUUAGUAGUCCCUCUCCACCCGGUAGUUCCAAACCCCUACACCCUGCUCAGCCUUAUUCCCCCUCAUCACCAAUGGUUUACUGUCCUGGACCUCAAAGAUGCUUUCUUUUGCAUCAGACUGGCCGAGGAGAGUCAGAAGAUUUUUGCCUUUCAAAAAGAGGAUCCUGGGACAGGGGCCAAAGGUCAACUUGUUUGGUCAAGAUUGCCCCAAGGGUUCUGUAAUUCCCCGACCAUUUUCGGACAAGCCCUGGCGCAGGACUUGCUGCCAAUGGUCAAAAAUGACAAAGGAUGGACCAUUCUCCAAUAUGUAGACGAUAUCCUCCUCUGUGCAGACAGUCGAGAAGAAUGUUUAGAAGGAACUCAGACCUUGUUGCAGUUUUUGGCAGAUAAAGGUUACAAAGUUUCGAAAAAGAAGGCUCAGCUAGUUCAGCAAGAAGUGAAGUAUUUGGGUUUUCGCUUGGCUAAAGGUCUUCGGAGGUUAGAGGUGGAACGCAAAGAAGCCAUUUGCUCCAUCCCUAUCCCCCGAACUCGAAAACAGAAAGCCUUGAUGUCUGCCCCCGCGUUGGGGUUGCCUGAUUUGGACAAAUCUUUCUACUUGUACGUAGGGGAACGGAAAGGAGUGGCUGUAGGAGUGUUGACUCAGCUGGUGGGCGAUUGGCCCCGGCCAGUAGCUUAUCUGUCUAAACAACUGGACAAUGUGGCCUGUGGAUGGCCCCCAUGCUUGAGAGCUGUAGCGGCUGCUGCAGUUCUUGUGGAAGAGGCAAACAAGCUGACCUUAGGGCAGCCUGUGAUUUUAAAGUGUCCCCAUGCAGUAGUGACUCUGAUGGAACAUAGGGGGCACCAUUGGCUCACCAAUAGCCGAAUGCUUAAGUAUGAGAGCAUGUUGGUGGACAAUCCACAGGUCAAGUUGUCAGUGUGUGCCACUUUGAACCCAGCUACCUUGUUGCCAGUGGAAGAAGGAGAAUUGAUGCAGCAUGAUUGUUUAGAAGUGAUGGAUGAAGUGUAUUCAAGUAGGCCAGAUCUCAAAGAUCUGCCACUACUGACUCCGGAAUGGGUGCUUUUCACAGAUGGGUCAAGUCGUGUGGUUGGUUCCGAAAGGAGAGCGGGGUAUGCAGUGGUGAAUAGCAAUGGGGAGACCCUAGAGGCAAAGGGGUUGCCUCCAGGGACUUCCGCACAACGGGCCGAAUUGAUUGCUCUGACAAGGGCCCUCCAAUUGGCUAAAGGAAAAAGAGUCAACAUCUAUCCUCAAAGGAAACAGGUCUUGGUAGUAGGUGACUCCCUCCUUAGAGGAACGGAAGCCAUCAUUUCCAGACCGGAUGGGAUGGCUCGAGAAACAUGCUGCCUCCCGGGGGCAAAAAUACACCAUAUCACUCAGAGGCUCAGCAGGCUCCUAAAGCCCCAUCACCCUCCCCACCUUAUGUUGAUUCAUGUAGGUACCAAUGACACCGCUAGGCAUACUUUUCAAAAGAUCACAAAUGAUUUUCGAGCUCUGGGAACAAAGCUAAAACUGUAUAAUGUACAUGUGAUCUUUUCAUCCCUCCUCCCCGUUGUAGGACAUGGCUCUACAAGGGCCGGAAAAAUAGUACAGGUCAAUAACUGGCUCAGAAAAUGGUGUCAAGAGGAGCAUUUUGGCUUCCUUGACCAUGGUCUACUCUUCCAAGAGGAUGGACUACUGGCAAGCGAUGGGGUGCAUCUCACACAAGUAGGAAAACAUCUUUUUGCACACAGACUCACAAACCUCAUCAGGCGCACUUUAAACUAGAUCCACUGGGGGAGGGGAACAACAGCCUGGCGAACACUAUAUUACCCACGACCACAGGGAACCGCCGAAAGGCUAAAAGGAGGGCUGCACAAACACAGCAAGGACCAAGUACAGAGAGCACAAUAAUCCCAAAUAAACAGUUCGAGGGGAGGUCACAGGGGCUUACAUGUCUUUACACUAAUGCUCAGAGCAUGGGAAAUAAGCAAGACGAACUCCAACUCCUAGCACAGCACCACACAUACGAUGUCAUAGGCAUCACUGAAACCUGGUGGGAUGACUCCCAUCACUGGAAUUUAACCAUUGAGGGCUAUAACCUCUUUCACAUAAAUAGAACAAAGGGGAGAGGAGGGGGAGUAGCUUUAUAUGUCAAAAACAGUUACAUUGCAGAAGAAAUGCAAGACUGUAAUCCGGGAAACCAGCUUGAAAGCAUCUGGAUAAGAAUCAAGGGAACCGGGACUCAAAAAGAUCUUGUCGUGGGUGUCUACUACAGACCUCCGAGUCAGGAUGAAGGACUUGAUGAAGCCUUCUGUCAACAGCUGACCAAACAGGCACAAAAAAGAGA